ACUUUUGGAUUUUAGAUCCCACAAACAAGUAACAACACCCUCUUUCUAAAUUGUACACUUCCAAGAACCUUCCACUUUCAUUUUCUUUCAUUCUUUUUUUUCCUCUUCUUAUUAAAUUUAUCAUUCUGUCAUGGUUUUCUGAUUUUGGUUGAAGAACGAAGCUUUCUUUCUAGAGAAAAAGAAAAUCAACUUUCUGCUUCCAAACCAAUCACUACUAUCGAUUAAUUGGUAGGUUCAUAAAGAGGAUAACUUUCAGAGAUUGAGCAUCUGAUUUGUACAGCUAAGAAAUCAUUCAGGGGAGAAAUUGAUUUAGUACAAGAGAGAGUGGUAAAACAGUUAUUCAUCAGAUGGGAUCUUUCAAGGGUCAUGCUUUGCCGGGGACGUUGUUUUUUCUAGUUGGGGUAUGGCAUAUAUGGGCCACUAUAGUGAGAUACGUACGUAAUCCUAAGACGUUUCGAGUCCGGGCGUGGAAUCCUGUACCUGGAUUUGAUGGGAGGCUUAAGUACUUGGAGCUCUAUGUUGUUGCAAUUGGUUCUUUUAUUGACUUGUGUGUUGAGUUUUUGUAUUCAACUCACCUCAAGAUAUUUGUUGGCGGUGUCCUUAACCCUUCUCAUAUGAAUGAUUUUGAGCACUCGGGGAUGCUUCUUAUGUUCUUUAUCUAUGGUGUUGUUUCCCUACUUAGCGAAAAGACCAGAUUUCUUCCAUUGCAAGAAGGCGUUCUUUGUUUGAUAGCUUCCAUGGCAUUUUCCGCCGAAUAUCUUCUAUUCUACUUUCAUUCAACAUCACAUAAAGGUCUCGAAGGUUAUUACCAUACCCUCCUCGUCUUCCAAAUAGGACUAUGCGUUUUAUCUUCAAUUGCCGGUGCCCUUAUGCCAAACAACUUUCCGGUUGAUUUAUGUAACGGAAUCGCUAUAGCACUACAAGGAAUCUGGUUCUACCAAACUGCUUUUGUUCUUUACGGCCCUAUGAUACCGGAUGGUUGCAAGGUUAAGGAUAACAAUAUCUUAUGUAAUUCAGUUGACAGUGAGGUUCGCGGCGAAUUGCUUGCUAACUUUCAGCUCUUUGUCGCCGUCCUCGCGGUCCUUGUUGGAACCGUAGCAUCGUACGUAUAUGCAGCUUCAAGAUAUGGGAGUUCUGAAGUUAAUAACUUGCACACAAUUCAAGAUGGAUUAGAUCAAAACUGAAGUAGUGUAUGCUAUUGCUAUAUUAGUUUUACUCUCUUCUUUUUGUUUUGUAUGUUGGAACUUAGUUUCUGAUAGAACAUGUCUGUAUAUUGGAGUUAAAAGGUGAAAAAAAAACAUUAUACAUUUUUGUUGUGCAAUGAGUUUUAGCAAAUGGUGUAGAAGGAAUAGGAAAAUUAUUCUUUUAUGUGACAUAUACGUAAUGAAUUUGAACAA
Trifolium pratense (red clover) is the source of this 1397-nucleotide messenger RNA. Its product is annotated as transmembrane protein 45B. The record is from RefSeq and is a predicted model, not a curated record. NCBI's taxonomy places the organism in Eukaryota, Viridiplantae, Streptophyta, Magnoliopsida, Fabales, Fabaceae. The transcript has 4 exons. Bases 348 to 1184 code for a protein of 278 amino acids.